AUGAGAAUGUGGUUUUUUUCUAGGGAAGCUCUACUUGAACGACUACUAGAGUACAAUGGAGAUGAAAUUAUGAAGGUAAAAGCUGAAACAAAGGCUAAUGCAACAGUAAUUUGUGCUUAUUCCCCUUUUAUUAUGGAGGUAAGGGAGGCUGAACUAGAUUUGGCUAUUUGCAUCACUGAGGGAAUCGGAAUCCCUCAGCAUGACAUUGUUCUUGCCAAGGCUGCUCUCAACAAGCAGUUAAAAACUCAGCUCAUAGGUCCAAAUUGUCCUGGAAUUAUCAAGCUUGGGGAGUGUAAGAUUGGAAUUAUGCCUGAAUACAUUCACAAUCUAGGACAUAUUGGAAUUAUCUCACGAUCUGGCACACUAACUUAUGAAGCAAUUUUUCAAACUACUAUCGACAACCUUGGGCAGUCAACAUGUGUCAAAAUUGGCGGAGACACUUUCAAUGGAACAAAUUUUGUUUAUUGCAUAGAAAAGUUCCUUGUUGAUCCUCAGACAAAAAGUGGUACCAAAAAGCCCAUUGGUGCUUCCAUUGAAAGUUGUAAGCAUCACAUAUGGCAAGCUAUAAAAGCAUCAUCUACAUCGUCAUAUUAUCUAGAUGAGUACACUAGUGGUGUAUAUUGGUAG
Messenger RNA from Fraxinus pennsylvanica, 627 nucleotides. NCBI's taxonomy places the organism in Eukaryota, Viridiplantae, Streptophyta, Magnoliopsida, Lamiales, Oleaceae. The record is from the annotation of a GenBank genome assembly.